AUGCUACGCCCAUUUUCAACAUUAUCGGCCAUUUCCUUCUUGUUGCUCGGAUCUCUGUCAGGGAAAGCUCUCGCAGGCCAAGUUUUGACGACGUCUGGAUUCAGUACCUGUCUAGCGAGCUCGGACAUCACCGUCCAAAAGCUGGACAUCACAUACGACAAUGACGCGAAGACUGUGACCUUUGAUGUCGCUGGCACGAGUGCCAAAAGUAUGAACGUGACGGCCGUUCUCAACGUCACAGCAUACGGAAAACAAGUCUACCAAAACAAUUUCAAUCCUUGCGACUCUACUACCUUUGUAUCUCAGCUAUGCCCAGUACCCGUAGGUACCUUCUCUGCCACAGGCACCCAAGACAUCCCUGCUUCAUACGCAUCGAUGAUCCCCUCGAUUGCAUUCUCGAUUCCCGACAUUGCAGCACAGGCAACUUUGCAGCUGAAAGCUCUUGAUACUGGGACAGAUGUCGCUUGUAUAACCUCCCAAGUUACCAAUGGCAAGACCGUCAGCGUACCUGCAGUCUCAUAUGUUGCAGCAGGCGUGGCUGGUGCUGCCCUACUUGUCACGGGGUUUUCUGCUAUUGGUGCUGCUGCGAACGGAGGAAGCACCGGUGGCACUGGAACGGCGAGUCCAUCGUUCGGAGAAACCAUGGGUUGGUUCCAAGGAAUUGCCAUGAAUGGCAUGAUGUCCGUCAACUACCCAGAAGUCUAUCGAAGUUUCACCAAGAACUUUGGCUUUAGCACGGGGAUGAUUCCAUGGACUGCGAUGCAGACGUCCAUCGAUAACUUUCGAUCAAAAACAGGCGGAAACCUUACCGAAGACAGUGUUCAAUUUCUUCAGAAUGCAACACUUGUUUUUGGUGAUGGAUCGACUAAGGCAUCGAAAAGGACUUAUGAAGCUAUUCUUCUAAUCAGAGAUUCGAUCUCAACCAAUGUCAAUUCGUCCACAACAGCUAGCUCCUCAAACUCCACAAUUCAGACCACGGUGAGCGGCAUCAAGGCCUAUGUUGAAGAGCUGUCAGUACCACAAGCAAACACAUUCAUGACGGUUCUCCUCAUCGCAGCUGUUGUUGUGGCUGCGAUAGUUGUAGGAAUUUUGCUCUUUAAGGUCAUCUUGGAGACGUGGGCACUUUUUGGCUCGUUCCCCAAGGGUCUCACUGGAUUUCGCAAGCAUUACUGGGGAACAAUGGCACGCUCUAUUGUUAACUUGAUCCUCGUUUUGUACGGUGUUUGGGUACUCUACUGUAUUUUCCAAUUCACACAUGGGGAUUCGUGGGCUGCAAAAGCCCUCGCGGGUGUCACUCUUGCACUGUUCACCGGUGUUCUCGCCUUCUUUACCUUCAAGAUCUGGCAGGCGGCAAAACGUCUCAAGGCAAUGGAAGGAGACGUCUCCGGUCUCUACGACAAUAAGGAUUUCUGGAUAAAAUAUUCGUUAUUCUAUGAUUGUUACAAGAAAGAUUUCUGGUGGCUUUUCAUCCCAACCAUCAUCUAUAUGUUCGCAAGGGGAUGUGUUUUAGCAGCUGCAGAUGGGCACGGUCUUACACAGACUGUUGCCCAAUUGAUCAUUGAGUGUCUGAUGUUGGGUCUGCUCAUCUGGAAUCGUCCUUACGAGAGAAGGAGCGGAAACGUCAUCAACAUCUUCAUCCAAGUUGUCCGAGCUCUCUCCGUGGUCUGCAUCCUAGUCUUCGUCAAAGAGCUUGGAAUUUCUCAAACCACUCAAACCGUCACGGGCGUCAUUCUCAUCGCCGUGCAGUCCGCCUUAACUGCAGUUCUAGCCAUCCUCAUUGCGGUAAAUGCAAUUAUCAUGUGCUGCAAGGAGAACCCCCACCGCAAGCGCCGCAAGGAACUCGAGAAACUCCGUGACCUUGACAACCUCACUCCUUUGGAUGCGCGCAAUUCGCUCCUCAUGGACCCAACCAACAUCCCUAAUCACACAAUAUACGAAAACGACCCAAAGCACCCGCUCGUGAAGCAACAAACACCAGACAGCUUCAUGAACGAGCCCGGGAACCCAUACUCCAACGACACACCGCUGCGUCCUUACACACCCGGCUCGCAACGAGGAUUCGCGCCCACGCCACGGCCGUACACUCCACAAAUGCACCGGCCACAGCACAGUGUGGAAAGCGCGGAACAUCUCCUUCACGGCCAAAGUCCCCCCCGGCAACCUACUUUACCAAACUUGCAAGAUUAUAGAGAAUAUCGAGGAGCUGGGUACUAG
Molecule: messenger RNA, 2214 nt
Organism: Hyaloscypha bicolor E
Lineage: Eukaryota; Fungi; Ascomycota; Leotiomycetes; Helotiales; Hyaloscyphaceae
Product: TRP-domain-containing protein
Exons: 4
Coding region: 1-2214 (737 amino acids)
Biological process (GO): fungal-type cell wall biogenesis; transmembrane transport
Source: RefSeq, a predicted model, not a curated record